Wickerhamiella sorbophila is the source of this 1689-nucleotide messenger RNA. RefSeq names its product Cobalt/magnesium transport protein CorA. Gene Ontology annotation, cellular component: membrane. The transcript has 2 exons. NCBI's taxonomy places the organism in Eukaryota, Fungi, Ascomycota, Dipodascomycetes, Dipodascales, Trichomonascaceae. The record is from RefSeq and is a predicted model, not a curated record. Bases 1 to 1689 code for a protein of 562 amino acids. Gene Ontology annotation, molecular function: magnesium ion transmembrane transporter activity; magnesium ion binding; cobalt ion transmembrane transporter activity. Gene Ontology annotation, biological process: transmembrane transport; metal ion transport.
AUGGUGUUGUACGAAACCUACAGUCAUGAUUCAAGCUCAGGAUCAUCAACAGCUUCGUUCAAAGGUGCGGACUAUUCUAUUUCCUGUACGGCUUUGAGCAGUGACGGUACAGUUACUCCUGACAGUUACGAACCUGAGCUCUUGCGCAAAAUUAGUGAUACCGAUAAGAAUACGCUCCGAAGCUCUUACAACUCGACAAAAAGCCGCCGUCGAUUCAGUCUGUUACCGGUCGACAGCACUGAGGAAAGAUAUCGUGAACCUAUCGGCUUGGAGCCGGGCAUAAAUCCAUACACUACUACGGUCCAAUUGGACGAGUCAGUUGGAUCAGAUAUCACUAUUAUUGACUACUCCGAUAAAGACAUUGAGAUAGAAACUUUUAGUGUCGGUACAAAGGGAGGUGAGGACUCAGAUUGCGAUUUUGAAGAGCAUCUUAAGAAACGGCCAAAAUGGGCUAAAUUACGCUGGAUCAAUGUCAACGGUUUGAGCUGGGAGGCUAUUGAGCCCAUUGCAAAAUAUUAUGACCUUCAUCCUCUCUCUGUUGAAGAUACUCUUGAUAUUCCCCAACGCCCAAAGAUGGAGGUCUUCCCUUCGCAUGUUUUUUUCUGUCUCCCGUUGCAUAUACUCACAACAAACUAUCAAGAAGUUUCGAGGUUUAACCGGGUAAUGAAUACAAUCAAGUCUGCACUGUUAGGAAGAUCAUCUGGUGGCACUCCAGUCACAAACUCGAUGAAGCCUACGCACACUCACACUCAGACCGAUCGUAUGGAUGAGAGGAGUUUUGGCUCCCCAGUAUCUCCUUGCUCCAAGGUUCAGAAAGCUCUCGAUGAAACUGCCAGGCGUUCAAUAUACUUAUGGGAUCAUAGCGAUGCCCACGGUGAGUACUAUCAGGCACAAGUUCGCAAGAAAAUGCCGCUCGAUUACCAGAGGCGUACAGUUUCCAUUGAGCAGGUCUCAAUAUUCAUGAAUGAAGACACUGUCAUCACAAUGUUUGAACGCUCAGCUCCGCGGGUCAUUGAUCCAAUUGUCAAACGAGUGCUUUCGAGUUCAACCAUAAUCCGACAAUCAGCCGACCCUACUAUUUUGGUUCAGUCUAUUAUCGACACAUGUGUUGAUCACAUCCAGCCUAUUAUUAGCGAGUAUCGUGCACGAAUUUACCGUCUCCAAGUUGAGGCAGUGCUACAUCCCACCAUGAGAUUGACUCGGGCUAUGCAUCUUCUCAAAACAGACUUGACUGUAUUGACAAACACAAUCUCCCCCAUUAUACCAUUUUUGAACUCUUUCAAGGCACGCCUACCGAAGCCCAAAGAUGUGUUACCGCGGGACAAUGAUAGUGGGUUUGUUGCGUUCACUGGAGGCGCACAUUACAUGAAUGAUGUCGUCGAUCACGCACAAGGCUACAAUCAGGACCUGAAACAAAUGAUGCGUUUCAUGGAUUCUAUAUCAACGCUUAUUUUCAACACAAUCAGCAUCCAGUCUAGUGACGCGGUUCGCCUGCUAUCGUUGGUUACGGUUGUAUUUCUGCCGCUAACAUUUCUGAGUGGAUACUUUGGGAUGAACUUCACAGACUUUGAUUCACUAAACAACGGGUUGGGAUAUUAUUGGUCGUUGGCAGCACCAUGCAGUGCUGGUCUUAUCGUUAUUUUGAUGUACGACACCGCGAUUGAUCUAUUUUUCAAGGUAUGUCGAUAG